Messenger RNA from Lithohypha guttulata, 3075 nucleotides. RefSeq lists its product as uncharacterized. Gene Ontology annotation, molecular function: phosphorelay sensor kinase activity. NCBI's taxonomy places the organism in Eukaryota, Fungi, Ascomycota, Eurotiomycetes, Chaetothyriales, Trichomeriaceae. The transcript has a single exon. Bases 1 to 3075 code for a protein of 1024 amino acids. The record is from RefSeq and is a predicted model, not a curated record. Gene Ontology annotation, biological process: phosphorylation; phosphorelay signal transduction system.
AUGGCCAUCAAGGAGGCCAAUUGCGACAUGCUGGAUAUCUUCCUCACAGAUCCUCGACCUACUCUCAUCAUCGAUACUCAAGAUGAGAAGCGUGCUAGGGGCGUUCAAGUAGAGUUCGCCAAUGAUGCUUUCACACGGCAAUAUGGUGUUAUAUUGCGCUUCCUCCUCAGUGGUCAGAUCCUUGAGCCAGAUUUUAUACAAUGGCUUAAAGAAGCUGAGCCGAAGAUCGACGAGUACUUGCUGGGUGAUUUGACGUGGCAAUACUUCGUUCUGAAUGGCCGCUGGAAAGUUGCAACCGUUGCACCAACAUACCAAGCAGGACACCUCGACCAAGUUGAUCUGGGAAAGGAUAACGCUCUUGCCGCAACCCAUUCAGAGGGCGACAAACCACCGCUUCGUACUUCAAAUAGCGAUUCUGCCGCUACUCGACAAACUAUCACUGCCGGCCUUACGGUUGCGUUGCCGAGCGGGCUAGUAAGCUUGGGCAGUGCCCCUACCGCUCUCGAAGGGCUUCAUCGCUCGGUCGAUAUGCUGGAUGUCGGUUUUUUCGAGUACGACCUCGACGGAACCUUAAUUUACGCCAAUAAAUCCUGGUACUCUCUGAGUGGUCAUCCUUUUGAUCCCGAAGGACAUACGAAAAUGCGCUUUCUCGACCUCUGUCAUUCCGAUGAUAUUGAAAUAGUCACAAGCGCCUGGAUGCAACUCGCCAAAGGAAAACCUAUCACAUUUGAGAUGCGGUGGAAACAGCAGAAUACUCCAUUGGCACAGGCAUUGGGAGGACAAUGGGUCCAGGCAGCAUGCAUACCACUCUACGAUGAAAAAGGCAAUAUUAAAAGCAUUACUGGAUGCACCACUGAUAUUAACAACCAGAAGUACAACGAGAACAUAGCGAAUUCUAGAGCCGAGGCCCUCGAACGAGCACGAACUUUCGAGGAGAGAUUCGUCAAGUUUGCUGCCGUCGCGCCGGUUGUCGUCUUCAAUCUCGACGCGAACAAAAACAUGACUUAUUGUAACGAUCGUUGGUUCGAGGUCACAGCAACUUCGAAUAGACCAUUCGAAGCUAUUGAUGUAGCUGAGGGAUUCUGUGAAGAAGAUAAGGUCAAACUAUCCUCAAUAGUCGACGAAUCCAUCAAUAACCGUGAGGUCAAUACUGCAGAAUUGCGGGUUAAUAAAGCCUGGUACGCUUCGGAUGGUAAGCGUGCGCAGGCUUGGGUGUUGGCAAGCAUUUUUGCAGAGUUCACCAACGAAGGCACAGUGCAGGGAUGCACGGGCACACUGACCGACAUUUCCGAAUUCAAAUAUGCAGAAACUCUGCAAAGGACACGACUGAAUGAUGCUAUAGAGGCUAAACGACAGCAGGAGAAUUUUAUCGAUAUGACAUCGCACGAGAUGAGAAAUCCUCUGAGCGCCAUGGUACAAUGCGCAGAUUCGGCGUUGGGAGCAGUCAGUGAAUUAAGUUUACUCAUCAAAUCUGUCACAGCUCCUGAUGACAUUUUCAUACCACAGCUGGUCACGCAGACGCGUCUUAUCGAGGAAGUCGAUCUUGCCAUUGAUGGCCUGCAAACCAUUGUUUCUUGCUGCGCCCACCAAAAGUGCAUUAUCGAUGAUGUUCUUACAUUGUCCAAGCUAGAUUCGAAUCUGGUGUCGAUCACGCCUGUGGCCACUGAACCUUCUCAAGUCAUGCACGAGGUCGUCAAAAUGUUUGAGAUGGAUGCUCAAAACGCUGACGUACGGUUGUCAACAAACGUCGAUAAGAGCCUCGACAUGUUCAACAUCAAGUGGUUGAUGUUCGACCCUUCCCGUAUCAAACAGAUUUUGAUCAACCUUAUGUCAAACGCCAUCAAGUUCACACGCACGGAGGAUAUACGCGAAGUGGUUCUCACAAUGUGCGCCUCCUUGGAACAGCCAACUUCGGGUGCAGAUGGGAGGAUUAAAUACGCGCCACCAUCACGACCAGUACCGGACGGACUCCUCGCCGAACCAGAAUGGGGCACAGGCCAAGUCGUCUAUCUUCAAUUUUCGUUGCAGGAUACAGGCAGGGGACUUACCGAGGCAGAACUGCAGAAGAUGUUCCACCGCUUUUCCCAGGCUAGUCCCAAGACACAUGUCCAGUAUGGAGGAUCAGGUCUAGGACUCUUUAUCACGCGACAGUUAGCAGAGCUACAAGGUGGGGAGAUAGGCGUUGCAUCUGAGAAAGACAAAGGCUCUAUAUUCGCAUUCUAUAUACAGGCAAGGAAGACGAUUGAUCCAGAGCCUGGUCGUGACGGUUUGACGUUAUCAGGAUCAUCGCCAAUGGGCCGCACCUCAUUGCAUCCUCAUCGAACGCCGUCCAUUGCUGGGGCCAUGGAUGUAGCUAGUAACAUCGUCCUGGAUAAGCCGCGACGAAUUAACCACUCUCGUCGCCCCAGCCCAACUCCUCCCCCAAACAUUACACCCAGUCUUCCACCAUCUAUCACGACUCAACCAUGGCAGCCCACUGUCCUGAUAGUGGAGGACAAUAUGGUCAAUCAAAAGGUCCUCAGCACCCAACUCAAACGCCUUGGAUGCCAUAUUGCUGUCGCUGGCCAUGGGCUCGAAGCUCUCGAGUUCCUCAAAACUACAGACCUUUGGCAUCCUGAAUAUGUAUCUUCUGAUUCAUCUACCUUGACUCUCACGCCAACCUUGUCACGCCAUGGUACUACCAUCGAUGUCAUUCUCAUGGACAUCGAGAUGCCAGUUAUGGGUGGCCUCGCCUGUACUCGCGCGAUUCGCGACCUGGAAAAUAAAGGCAUUAUUCAGCGACCUUCACGUCGACCAUACGAGCAUGAUCGACUCCCUAUAAUCAGUAUUAGCGCGAAUGUAAGGAGUGAGCAGAGUAAUGAGCAGAGAGAGGCUGGUGUGGACGAUAUCAUUACUAAACCCUUCAGGAUACCACAAUUAAUGGACAAGAUUUGGCGAUUGACAGGAAAGAGAGAAGGAACAGAGGACGAAAAGAGAGAGGAAAAGGAGAAGGAGAAAGAGGAAGAGGGAAGGGACAAGAUGGUACUGCGGCUGAGCAAAAGACCACCAGUCACGUCAAGGGAUUCGAUGCCAUGA